This is a messenger RNA of Cordyceps militaris CM01, 2031 nucleotides long. Its product is annotated as FAD monooxygenase. Lineage: Eukaryota; Fungi; Ascomycota; Sordariomycetes; Hypocreales; Cordycipitaceae. The transcript has 3 exons. Gene Ontology annotation, molecular function: FAD binding. Bases 1 to 2031 code for a protein of 676 amino acids. The record is from RefSeq and is a predicted model, not a curated record.
AUGACCUUUAUUAAAGAAAGCCACGUUGAUGUUCUCAUCAUCGGUGCCGGCCCGGCCGGUCUGAUGAUGGCUGCUUGGAUGGCCAAGUGCGGCAUCAACAGUCGCAUCAUCGACAAGCGCAACACCAAGGUCUUCAAUGGGCAGGCUGACGGCCUCCAGUGCCGUACGCUAGAGAUCAUGGACUCGCUCGGCUUCGGUCACCGCGCAUGGCGUGAGUCCAACCACAUGCUCGAGGUCUGCAUGUGGAACCCGGACGAGGCGGGCAUUCUACGACGCAGUGACCGCAUGGCUGACACGACGCCCGGUCUGAGCCGGUUCCAGCAGGCGGUGCUGCAUCAAGGGCGCAUUGAGCGCUUCUUUUUGGAUGCAAUAGAAGAGUGCAGCGAUAUCCGGGUUGAACGUGGUGUUCUCCCGACCAGUCUAACGAUUGACGAGGUAGCUGUCGAGGACCAGGCAGCAUAUCCGGUUGCGGUGGAAUUACGGCAUCUGACAGAAGAAGAAGCUACUCCCAAACAAAGUGCUUCGGCAAGGAAUGGUGAAUGCAUUCGGGACGGUUUAUUCAGGAGUAACUUGGCCAGAGAUGACACGGACGACCUCCUCGCCGCGGGCAAGUUGAACGAAAAAGCCAACACGGAAGAAAUUGUACACGCAAAGUAUGUCCUGGGCGCCGACGGCGCACACUCUUGGACACGACAGCAGAUUGGUUUGACGCUGGAAGGCGAAUCGACAGACUACAUCUGGGGCGUGCUUGACAUCGUUCCCAUUACCGACUUUCCCGAUAUUCGCAUGCGUUGCGCCAUUCACUCUGCCAACUCGGGCAGCGUUAUGAUCAUCCCACGCGAGAAUAAGCUGGUGCGCGUAUACGUGCAGCUCACUACGACGGCCAAAGUGGGUGACGAGGCAGGCAGUCGCGCGGAUCGCUCCAAAAUAAACCCCGACGCCAUCAUCGCCGAGGCGCAGAAGAUUAUGGCGCCGUACAAGAUUUCGUACCGAACGUUGGACUGGUGGACGGCGUAUCAGAUUGGCCAGCGGGUCGGCACACAGUUCUCGGUUCAUGACCGAGUCUUCCUAGCUGGCGAUGCUGUUCACACUCACAGCCCAAAAGCUGGUCAGGGAAUGAAUGUGAGCAUGCAGGAUACAUUCAAUCUUGGAUGGAAAAUUGCGAGUGUGGUCAAGGGGCUGGCCAGUCGAUCUAUUCUGAAAACAUAUCAGUCCGAACGAAGAAAGGUGGCGCAAGAUCUGAUUGCAUUCGACCACAAGUUUUCGCGUCUUUUCUCUGGCCGUCCCUCCUUAGGCGACACAGAUACAGAGGGUGUAAAAAUGGCGGAUUUCAAGGACGCUUUUACAAAAGGUAAUUUGUUCGUGAGCGGAACCAAUGUCGACUACGGGGCUAGCACUAUUGUUGCUAAAGUUGGCGAUGGGUCGGUCGAGGGAGACGGUACAGAUAUCGUUGCGGGUGGUGACAAGAAUAGACCGACUUCAAAUCAGGACUUGGCGCCUGGACUUCCGAUCGGCAUGCGCAUCCCAAGCGUCAAGGUUCUCCGACAAGCCGACGCUCGCCCGUGGCACCUUCAGGAGCUGCUUCCCAGCAACGGUCGCUGGCGCGUGCUCGUCUUCCCGGGCAACGUCCAGGACAAGGAGCAAGCCGCUCAGCUCGCCUCGGUCGCUAGCAACUUUGACGCGAGUGACUCCUUUGUGGCGCGCUUCACGCCUACAGGCGGCCCUGUCGACACCGUGUUUGACAUUCUUCUGGUGCACAAGGCGCCGCGCACCGUCGUCACCAUUUUCGACUUUCCUUCUGUUUUCAGGCGAUUUUCCGAGACCGAAGGGUACGACUAUGACAAAAUCUAUGUCGAUGACGUCUCCUACCACGAGGGGCAUGGCAAUCUCUAUAAGAGAUUUGGCAUUUCGGAGAAGGGUUGUAUCGUGAUCGUGCGCCCAGAUCAACACGUGUCGUAUGUUGGGCCGCUGGGGGAGCCGGCCGCCGUGACACAGUUCUUCUCAAACUUUAUGGUGCCGCAGAUUGAAUAG